UUUUACUGAACAUGUGGCUUCCCGAGCAGGCGCUCACUGAUCCGGAUGGGAAAACCCGAGCCGUUCCUUCCUGCCGUGUCUGGGGAACCGCGCAAACCACCAAAAUGACGCGACCUGACUUCAUUCUCGGCCGUAUGUGCUUAACCCUAACCCUCUCGCUCGACACCCGACGAAAUGGAGCUUCGGAGCCUUGCGGGUUUGUUGGUCGCGGGCAACAGCAGCGGCGGGGUAAGAAGCGAAUAAAUAGAUCAGGCUGUGUGCUUCAUCUCAUUACUCGCUCCUCGCAACUCUUUCCGUUCAAAAGCGGACAAAAAACGACCAUGGUCAGAGGCUCGGUUUCCACGUAUCGCCUGCGCAGCGACCACCUCGAGACGUAUUUGCGGACACUGUUCCCAGGCUAUAGGUAUUUCGAUAUCCAGCUGUCGGUAGACGGAAAGGAGUUCUACACGUUCGAAACCCCCAAAGCCUUGACGAGGGGGCAAGUCGAGUACAUUGAUGAAUAUGUGAGGCUGAACAGCGACGACGCCGAUUUUCUUGGAGGGUGAUUGUGCCCGAUCACGCCGAUGUUGUUGGUUCUUUUGUUGGCGCUCGUUGGCAGGUGGCCGCCGUCUUUUUGUGGAUAAGGUAACCUUGAAAUACCGAACCUGGAAUACCCAGACGGCAGAAAUUCAAUGCAUGCAAUUGGAUCGUGAUACCACCGGCCCAUCAUCCGGGCAGCCCGGCAAGCAGUGGCCGCUGACCAAAAGGUACUCAACCCGCGCCACAGUAGAGGCCUCUUGGGCACUUUUUGGGAGCUGAUGAGGGUGGGUGACAGCGUGGGAGCGUGGCUGGGUGGAAU
Chaetomium fimeti is the source of this 838-nucleotide messenger RNA. RefSeq lists its product as uncharacterized. NCBI's taxonomy places the organism in Eukaryota, Fungi, Ascomycota, Sordariomycetes, Sordariales, Chaetomiaceae. The transcript is spliced from 3 exons. The record is from RefSeq and is a predicted model, not a curated record. The coding region runs from base 12 to 545 and encodes 177 amino acids.